AGGGGUUCUGGCAUCCUCCUCCUCCUGGGCACAGAUGGGUCACCUCGACCAACAUCAUUCAAGGGUCAGUGAGUCUGGGGCUUGGAGCAGGCUUGAGCUGCUUUGGUCCUCUAUGUCAGCAGAUCACACCCUCAGCACAUCUGGGGAGAGGUCGCCACCAGCUGCUCCCUCGGGCAGAAGGCACUGCCGUGGUAAGAAGUGAAUUGCCUGAGUUAGAGGCCAGCCAGGUCCUCCCAUAUCGUGAAAGGAGAUGCCAUGCUGUGCCCUGGCAUUGAGGACGUUAUCCCAGCCACUUGGUAGGCUGAGGCUACAGAGGUCAAGGACAGGCCAGGAAACUUAGGAGGGCUUAGUGGUAACAAAUACUGGCUGCUCUUAGAGGCGACCUGGGUUCAAUUCCCAGCAUCCACAUAGAGAGAGGUUCACAACUGUAACCAAACACGGCCUCAGUGGGCACAGGGCAGACUCAUGAUGUACAGACAUUCAGGCAAAACACCCAUAUACAUAAAAAUGCAGUUCUGUUUUGUUUUUUUCAUAUAUGUGUUUUUAAAAAAGCUACGGAUAUAGGUCUGUGUAGCCCCUGCCUAGAAUCCCCCAGUGAGGGGAUGAGGGUAUGGCUCAGGCUUGCUUGAGGCCCCCGGUUCGAUCCUAGUGCAGGAUGCAGGCGCUCUACCAGCUGUGUGAUGUGGUGAUGCGCACCUGCUUGGGGGAGGGCAGAAACCAGGGUUCAAAUGGCAGUUAUGGAGCAGGUGGGAUUUGUAGGCAAACUAAAUUGGGUGCACGUGAGGUACCACAACAAGUCUGAAGAGGAGCCCAAUACUGGGAUGACUUAUGGGAUGUCGGCGAGCCUAGGCAUCAGUUGUAUCGGGAGACACUAGGGAAGUCAGAUGGAUCCGGGUUAGAGGAAAUGGCUCGUGGGUAAAGGCGUUUGCCGCUAAUGCUGAGUUUGGUCCUCAGGAUGGAAGGAGAGACUCCAGAAAACUUUCCUCUGGCUUCCACACACGCACUUCAGCUAAAUAAAUGUAAUAAAAACAUCGGGAGGAAAAAAAAGACUGGAGAAGUGUUAAGUCGAUAUGUCAAGGCUGCCAUGGCAUCAGACGAAGGCAAGCUUUUCGUGGGAGGGCUAAGCUUCGAUACCAACGAGCAGGCACUGGAGCAGGUCUUCUCCAAGUACGGGCAGAUCUCUGAAGUGGUGGUGGUAAAGGACAGGGAGACCCAGCGAUCCCGAGGCUUUGGGUUUGUCACCUUUGAGAACAUUGAUGACGCUAAGGACGCCAUGAUGGCUAUGAAUGGGAAGUCUGUGGAUGGGCGGCAGAUCCGAGUUGACCAGGCUGGCAAGUCUUCUGACAACCGGUCCCGUGGAUACCGGGGUGGUUCCGCUGGAGGCCGAGGCUUCUUCCGUGGGGGACGCAGCCGGGGCCGUGGGUUCUCUAGAGGUGGGGGAGACCGAGGCUAUGGAGGUGGCCGCUUUGAUUCCCGGAGUGGAGGUUAUGGAGGCUCCAGAGACUACUAUGCCAGCCGGAGUCAGGGUGGCAGCUAUGGUUACCGGAGCUCGGGCGGGUCCUACAGAGACAGCUAUGACAGUUAUGCUACACACAACGAGUAAAAGCCCUCUGCGUCCAGAUCGUCCUUCCAUGGCUGUAAUUAAGAUGGGGGAGCUUCGCUGAACAUUGUGUAGUGAGCACCUUGUUCCCACUUUUGUAGUCCUUUCCGUUCUGACCCAUCAACAGCCUGCUUCUGACCAAGAUGGCCUUGUGACCAGACUUUUCUUUUUAAGGAAGCGCUGUCUUUUUAAGCAUUAUAGAAAACGUUUUUGAAAGUACUUCAGAUUUUAACUUUUUUACAGUGAGCCAUGGGUUUUUGUUUUUUCUAAAUUGUCGGGGUUGUGUGGGUUUUUGGUUGCUCGGUUUUUUUUUUUUUUUUUCGGGUUUUUCGGUUGUAUUGUUUUUUCUUUUUUGUGUGGUUGCCCAUGAAGUCUGGCACCCCACUCCUCCUGGGAUGAAAUGGACUCUAUUUGAGCAAGCCAUGGCUCUCCAGCUCCCCAGCUCUGUUGCGGAGCACAGCAGGUCCUGCCUAUAGGGCACAGGUCGCGGCCUGUGGGGAUGCAUAGCAGUCCAGCAGGCUGUGGAAGUGUUUAUUUAUAUUGUCCUUUUUUUUACCGAAGACAUGCAUACUCCAUCGAUGUUGUAUUCGCAGUGGCUAAGGAAUUCUUGUACGCAGUUUCUUUGGCUUCACGAAGCCGAUUAAAAGACGGUGUGAAACAAA
This is a messenger RNA of Alexandromys fortis (reed vole), 2262 nucleotides long. RefSeq names its product cold inducible RNA binding protein (gene Cirbp). The record is from RefSeq and is a predicted model, not a curated record. The transcript is spliced from 7 exons. Gene Ontology annotation, biological process: positive regulation of mRNA splicing, via spliceosome. NCBI's taxonomy places the organism in Eukaryota, Metazoa, Chordata, Mammalia, Rodentia, Cricetidae. Gene Ontology annotation, molecular function: RNA binding. Bases 935 to 1603 code for a protein of 222 amino acids. Gene Ontology annotation, cellular component: spliceosomal complex.